GUUUGUAUUCCCCGAUCCCCCCUUUUUCCAUGUUUUCCGCUGCGUUUUGUGCUGUGUUCGUGCGUUCGGUUCGGUUGUGCGGCGUGCGGCGUUUUAGUAGAACAUUCUCAAUUCUCACCGGUGCUGGAGUGAAUAGGUGUUUAGUAGUUUUCUUUUUUGCUGUUGUCGAAUUUAAUCAAAAAUGCCAAGUUACAAACUUACUUACUUUAACUUCACCGGAAGAGCAGAACCAGUCAGAGUACUCUUACGUUAUGGUGGAAUUCCUUUUGAAGAUGUUCGCGUUGAGCAUGCUGAUUGGCCAAGCGUAAAACCAACCACACCAUAUGGACAAGUACCAGUUUUGGAAGUCGAUGGAAAGAAAUUCACACAAGGAAUACCCUUGGCAAGAUACGUAGCCAAUAUUGUUGGCUUAGUAGGAAAAUCCAACGAAGAAAAUUUGGAAAUAGAAAUUGCAGUUAAUAUUUUAUCAGAGAUUCUAAAAACUGCCUAUGAAUCCCAUUUCGACCCUGAUGAAGAACAAAAGAAAAAACACUUGAAAACCUUGCAUGAGUUGCUUGCUAAAUAUUUACCAGUUCUUGAUGAAGCUGCUAAAAAGAAUGGAGGCCACAUUGGCGCUAACAAGCUUAAUUGGGGAGAUGUCUACUUUGUAACGGCUUAUGAAGAUAUAAGAAACAUCCUGGGAAAUAAAGACAUCGUGGAAAACUACUCCGGGUUACAGAACGUGAAGAAGAACGUACUCUCAGACAAAAAUAUUAAAGAAUAUAUCCAGAGUCGACCAAAAAUACCAAUCUUUGUAUACGAUCUGAGAAGCGAAGCGUAAUUUUUUUAAGGAAAUGCAGAAUGAAAUAUAUAUUUUUGUCACACACAUAAAACAUAUACGUAUUCUCUUAAGUGUAUUGCUUUCACUAAACUAUAUGUAAAAGUACCAGAUUUGUAUUACUAUUUUAUUUUUUACUUGAAAUAAAAAAACUUCUUUUCCAUGUUUCACAA
Molecule: messenger RNA, 990 nt
Organism: Diabrotica virgifera virgifera (western corn rootworm)
Lineage: Eukaryota; Metazoa; Arthropoda; Insecta; Coleoptera; Chrysomelidae
Product: glutathione S-transferase-like
Exons: 5
Coding region: 182-820 (212 amino acids)
Biological process (GO): glutathione metabolic process
Molecular function (GO): glutathione transferase activity
Source: RefSeq, a predicted model, not a curated record